This is a messenger RNA of Myxocyprinus asiaticus (Chinese sucker), 7766 nucleotides long. Its product is annotated as centrosomal protein of 164 kDa-like. Bases 4588 to 7458 code for a protein of 956 amino acids. The transcript is spliced from 23 exons. The record is from RefSeq and is a predicted model, not a curated record. NCBI's taxonomy places the organism in Eukaryota, Metazoa, Chordata, Actinopteri, Cypriniformes, Catostomidae. Gene Ontology annotation, molecular function: protein binding.
UGCUUUUCACAACACACAUCGUUUCAAAGCAGCUUUACAGAAGAUCAUGCAUUAACAGAAAAUGAAACUGUAAUAUCUAUAAAGUCUUAGAGUCAUCAUUGUGUAGUUUGAUUAAAUAUGAUUGUAAAUUGAGUAUAAAAAUAAGUAAUUAAAUAAUAAUUGUAUUUAUAACCCCAGUGAGCAAGCUGAAGGCGACUGUGGCAAUGAGCAUAAAACUCCAUAAGAUGUUGAUUAAUGGAGAAAAAUAAUGUUUGGAGGAACCAGACUCACUGUGGGGGCCAGUUCCCCUCUGACUAAACAACAUGAAUAUAAUGACAAUAUUAGUUAUUGAUGUGCAGUGCAAGUAAGUGUUAAGGGUCAGUGUUUAAACAGAUUUUGUAUGAACUGUAAGAUUAAUGACUAAUGUCUCUGAAGUUCAUCCUGGAUUAACUGCAGAAGUUCACAUUGAUGCAUUGUCCUUUGUUUUGUUGGCAAUUAAUUGAUAGUCUAUGUAUUCCAUUAUAAGAGUGUAGUCCAUCAGUAGACCGAGGUGAUGCAGGCAGAGAUCAGUGAGGUGCAUCACAGUUCAACUGGAAGAUCAUUUCGGUGAGGUUCGGUGGGGUCCAUCCUAAGUCCAAGGUUCAGACAGUGGCAUAUGAAGAAUUCCAUGUCUUAUGGUUGGAGUUGGCAUCAGUUCAUCCUCUGAAGUCCAUCGUAAUAGACUGAAGUGAUGUUUGCCUGGCACCGGCUGCAUUUAGUCGUCAUCACUCAGAGACGCAUAGCAGUGGAGUCCAACACCAAGCAGGAAUGGAGCUGGAUCUGGCCGGUUCUGGUGACCUCAGGAAAUGAAUCCCGGUGUUGAGAUGUGGAAACAAAUAGAAUAAUAUUAGCGUAGAUGCCAUUCAAUUAUAUGCAGAGUUAUAGAUUAUGAUCAAUGUUUCUGGUUCCGGCAGACCUAACUAAUGCAGCCUAAUUGUGAGUUGAAGGAUAAAUUAGGUGUUUAUCUGGCUAAAUAGAUGAGUCUUUAGUCUAGACUUAAACUGAGUGUGUCUGCAUCCUGAACAGUGUUAGGGAGACUAUUCCAUAGUUUAGGAGCCAAAUAUGAAAAGGAUCUACCUCCUUUUGUGGAUUUUGAUAUUAAUAAAUAUAUUUUAACGGCUUAUUUUGUCAGAAUUGAGUAGAAGGAAAUUUCUGGCCAUCCAGUCUUUGAUUUCAUUGAUACACUCUGCUAAUUUGGAGAAUUGUGAAAUCUCAUCAGGUUUUGAAGAAAUAUAAAGUUGGGUAUUGUCGACAUAACAGCGGAAACAUAUUCCAUGAUUCCUGAUAAUAUCUCCCAGGGAAAGCAUAUAUAAGGAGAAAAGCAGAGGCCCUAAAACUGAUCCCUGUGUCACUCCAUACUUUUGUUUGAUUUAACAAUUCUUCAUUUACACAGACAAAGUGGUAGCGGUCAGAUAAAUAGGACCUAAAUCAUGCUAAUGCAAGUCCACAAAUGCCAACAUAAUUCUUCAGCCUAUUCAAGAGAAUAUCGUGAUCUAUGGUGUCGAAGGCAGCACUAAGAUCUAAAAGCACUAGAAGAGAAAUGCAGCCGCGAUCAGAUGAUAAGAGCAAGUCAUUUGUAACUCUGAUAAGUUCAGUCUCUGUACUGUGAUGGGGGCUAAAUCCUGUCUGAAAUUGUUCAUAUAUACUAUUUCUCUGUAGAAAUGAACAUAGUUAUGAGGACACUACCUUUUCUAGUAUUUUUGGCAUAAAUGGUAGAUUUGAAAUCAGUCUGUAAUUAGCCAGUUCUCCAGGAUCAAGCUGUGGCUGCUUAAUAAGUGGUUUGAUAAGUGCCAUUUUAAAGUUUCUUGGGACAUGUCCUAAGGAUAGCGAGGAGUUAAUAAUAUUAAGAAGAGGUUCUGGGGGGCCUGGGUAUCUCAGCGAGUAUUGACGCUGACUAUCACCCCUGGAGUCGUGAGUUUGAAUCCAGGGUGUGCUGAGUGACUCCAGCCAGGUCUCCUAAGCAACCAAAUUGGCCCGGUUGCUAGGGAGGGUAGAGUCACAUGGGGUAACCUCCUCGUGGUUGUGAUUAGUGGUUCUCGCUCUCAAUGGGGCGUGUGGUGAGUUGUGUGUGGAUCGUGGAGAGUAGCAUGAGCCUCCACAUGCUGUGAGUCUCCGCGGUGUCAUGCACAACGAGUCACGUGAUAAGAUGCACGGAUUGACAGUCUCAGAAGCGGAGGCAACUGAGACUUGUCCUCCACCACCCGGAUUGAGGUGAGUAACGGCACCACCACGAGGACCUACUAAGUAGUGGGAAUUGGGCAUUCCAAAUUGGGAGAAAAGGGGAUAAAUAAAAGAAGAGGUUCUGAGAUUACAGUAAACACCUCUUUUAAGAGCUUAGUUGGUAUUGGAUCUAACAAACAUGUUGUGGCCUUUGAUUUUUUGAUGAGUUUUGUUAGCUCUUCAUGAACUAUGACAGCAAAGGAUUGAAGUUGCUCAUGAGGAAAAUUAUGAGACACUGUUUUCUGAGGUGCUGUGACAGAUGAUUGCAUAAUUCCAAUUUUAUUUCUGAUUAUUUCAAUUUUAUCAGUAAAGAAACUCAUGAAGUCAUUACUCUUGUGCUACGAUGGAAUAUCUGGUUCAGUCGAGGCUUUAUUCCUAACCAAUUUAGCCACAGUACUGAAUAAACACCUAGGAUUGUUGUGGUUAUUUUCUAUGAGUUUGCUCAAAUAUGCUGACCUGGCAGCUUUCAGUGCCUGUCUGUAGCUACAGACACUAUCCUUAUAUGCACCGCAAAAUACCUCUAAUUUUGUAUUCUUCCACUUGCUCUCCAUUUUCGGAGCUGCUCUCUUGAGAGCAUGAGUGUGAUCAUUGUACCAUGGUGCAGGGCUUUUUUCUUGAAUUUUCUUUAAUCGAAGGGGGGUGACACUAUCAAGAGUGCUAGAGAAGACUGUAUUUAUAUUUUCUGUUAUUACAUCAAGUUCUUCUAGACUUUUUGGCUUACUGAGUAUGUGAGACAAUUCUGAAAGAUUUUUAGUGAAGCUAUCUUUAGUGGUCGAAAGAAUAGUUCAACUGAACGAUAGCGUGUUGUAGAUUGAGUGACAUUAGCUGAUCGCAGCAAACAAGAGACGAGGUAAUGAUCUGAGAUGUCAUCGCUCUGCGGUAGAAUUUCUAUAGUAUCACCAUCAACUCCAUAUGACAGAAUUAAAUCUAGUGUAUGAUUAUGGCGAUGAGUUGGUCCUGUCACAUUGAUGUCACAUUGAUAGUUUUGUCUGACUCCAAGAGAGUUGAGAAUAUCGAUAAAUGCUAAUCCUAAUGUGUCAUUUUCAUUAUCUAUGUGAAUGUUGAAGUCACCAACAAUUAAAGCUCUAUCUACAGUAACUACAAGAUCUGAUAGAAAAUGUGCAAAUUCACCAAGGAAAUCAGAAUACGGCCCAGGUGAUCUGUAUACUAUAGAAAGGGCAAAAGACGACAGAUGAUAUAUAUAUAUAUAUAUAUAUAUAUAUAUAUAUCUGACGGUGUCACGUUAAGCAUUAUUAGUUCAAAAGACUUAAACUUAUAUCCUAUCCUCUGAGUAACACCAAAAACUUCACUGUAAAUUGUAGCAACACCUCCUCUUUGACCCUUCAGAUGAGGCUCAUGUUUAUAACAAUAACCUGAGGGAGAAGAUUCAUUUAAACUAAUAUAUUCAUCCGGUUUAAGCCAGGAUUCAGUCAAACAGAGCGCAUCCAAAAUAUGAUCUGUAAUAAUUUCAUUUACAAUUAGUGCUUUGGUAGAAAGAGAUCUUAUGUUUAGUAGCCCUACCUUUAUAUGAUGUUUAUCUUCAAUUUUUUUUAUAUUUUCAAGUUUGACCUUAAUCAUAUUUUUUCUAAAUGAUUUAGUGAGGGGUUUGUGUUUGGUAGUUCGAGGAACAGACACUAUAUGAUAUCUAGGUUAUACAGUCUCUAUGUGUUGUAGUUUAUGUGAUCUGUGUGACGUCUCAAGGCAGCUAGUAGACGUUCAGAUUAACCAGUUUGUCUGCUUCCUGACCUGGGCCCCAGUUAGUCAAAUUCUAUCACUAUUAAGACUAUGAGCCAAAUUACUAGAGAGGAGAGCAGCACCUUCCCUGGAGGGAUGGAGUCCAUCUCUCUUUAGCAGGUCAGGUCUACCCCAAAAACUCUUCCAAUUGUCUAUAAAUUCUAUGCUAUUCUCCGGACACCACUCAGACAUCCAUCAAUUCAGUGACACUAAUCUACUAUAAACCUCAUCACCACAAUGAGCGGGGAGGUGGCCAGAGCAUAUUACAGUGUCUGACAUCAUUUGUGCAAGUUCACACACCUCUUUAACAUUAUCUCUAGUGAUCUCCGACUGACGAAGCCGGACAUUGUUAGCGCAAACAUGAAUAAUAAUUUUAGAAAAUCUACAUUUAGCAUUAGCCUGCACUUGUAAAUUUGAUCUGAUGUCAGUCGCUCUGGCACCCGAAAUGCAUUUAACAAUAGUAGCUGGAGUCUCAAUUUCCACAUUCCUUACAAUAGAAUCACCUAUUACUAAAGCUCUUUCAACAUGAUUCUCAGUAGGUGCAUCACUGAGUGGGGAGAAUCGAAUGGAAACCCAAACAGGAACGGGAGAGUGGUGUCACUUUGCUGAGGUGGUAUGUCGAGCAUCAGUGCUGUCAGGAGCAUUCAUGAGAAGAGGAGUGCUGAGGAAGAGGAGGAGAUCUCAGAGGAAGAGAGGCCGCGGGAUUCAGCUGGUCUUCUGCAGAACCUGCAUCUAGAUUUGGACGCUCUGGGAGGAGGACUGCAGUAUGAGGACAGUGAGGUCAGUGGGACGGCUCCUCCUGAAGAAAGAACAGAACCUGAACUACAAGAUCCGGCCUUAUCUAGAGACCACAGUCCAGAGAUACCUUCAGAGGAGUCUGAGGUCAGUAAGCAGGUGAAGUCGCUCUCAUCCUCUGGUGACGUGCAGGCUGGAUUCUGCACGAAACUCUCAGAGUACGUAUUUGACCCGUUGGAUCUGUCACCUGCUAAAGAGGUCGAUGGAGAGAUGGAAACAGACAGCUGGAAGAUCUCAGAGUCUGCAGACAGACAUCUGUAUGAAGACGGGACGUCCGCUCAGAUCCUGCUGUUGCCGUCUGCUGCCUCCAAAUCUCUAGAGAACAUCAGCAGAACAUCCUACAACCAGAGACUUGCGACCGCUCACGGCAGAACCGACACCAUGAGCAACAUUACCACUGAACAUGAGCGACACGAGAGAGAACUGAGUGACAUCAGAGAGAGACAAGAACAUGAGCGAAGAGAGAAUGAGGAGAGAGAGCUGAAGAAACAAGGACAAGAGGUGGAGGGAAGAGAGAACACUCAGGAGGAAGAACAACACAGAAAGAGUGAUGAAGAGGAGGAUGAAGGGCAGAAGAGAGAAGAGGAGAGGAGGAGACUGGUGGAGGAGAUGAACAGGAGACUGGAGCUACUGAGAGCUGAUCUAAAGGAGGAGGAGGAAGAGGAGGAGCAGAGGAUGAAGGAGGAGAGUGAUGAGCAGAUGAGACUGCUGAGGGAGCAGAUACUGAGAAAGAGACGAGACGAGGAGGAGCGAUUGAAAAACGAUACACACACACGACUACAAAACCUCAAGGAUGAGAGUGAGGUGAAACUCCGAGAGCUGCACUCAGAGCUGGAGGCGGAGCGUGAGAGGGUGGAGACUCAGAGGAGGAGGAGUUUAGAGUGUUUAAGGGCGGAGUUGGAGGAGGAGCUCCAAGCUGAGAGGAAGCGCCUACAAGAGAAGAAGGAGGAGCAACUGAACUCCAUCAGACUAGAGGCUAAAUUGAGUGAUAGACAAAAGGAAUUAAGAAGUCCAAGACCAGAACAACCAUUAGCAGAGUACCAGAGAGAGCUCACAGAUGUGCUACAGGAAGUUCGGGAGGAAGUUGAGAGAGAUCACAGAAGAAAACUAAAACAUCUGAAAGAGGAACAUCAUCAUGAACUACAGAACCUGAGAGAGACACACCUGGAGCAGGAGAGCAGAGAGAGAGAAGGUUUGUUGAAUUCUCUUCAGGAGGAGAGAGACACACUGAUCUCUAAACAUACAACACAACUACACAAACUAAAGAACAUGCUGGACACACAACUACAGGAGACCCGCAGGACACACUCACAGAAGGAGACAGCGUUACAGGAGUUGAUGGAGAAACUGGAGAUACAAACAAAAGAUCUUCAAAUUCGAGAGGCUGAACUGCAGGCAAAGGCAUCAGAUUUGAGGAAGAAGAGACAACAGCUGUAUGAGGAAGGAAAUGAUGUUCAGAGAGGACUAGAGUGUCUGCCACGUGUGCUGCAGGAGAAUCGUGAUCUGCGUGAGGAGCUGGAGCGAGUGACAUCAGACCUCCAGAGAGAGAGAGAGGAGCGAGAGCGAGAGACAGCAGAGCAGAGCAGGAUGAUGCAGGAGAGAGAGCGCUUAGAGAAGAGAGUGUCAGUACUGCAGGACAGAUGUGAGCAGCUCACCUCCAGAGUCAGUGAACUGGAGCAGAAGAGCAGUGCAGCGUCCAGGACAGAGAGAGGACUCCUGGAGGAUGGAGUGGAAGAUGAGCAGAAGAAGAAGAAGAAGAAAAGAGAGAAUGUUCUGCAUCUGGAGGAUCUGGAACCAUCGGACUGUUCACCAGGAGACAGUGAUGCCAGCGUACAUGAUGUGAGGCAGUAUAUGUGGAAUGAGAGCUUGUCUCUCUUGAGAGCUCGACAGUUUCUGGAGAGACAGAGCGCACAUGUGUCAGACAGACAGGCAGCGCUGCGGGCCACUCACAGCAGCCUGAAGGACCCCACGCCUGAGAGCUCCACCCACCAGAUUUACAGCAACCUACAACAGGAGGUGAGGGAUCUCUCUGAGUUGAGAGAGACGCUUCAGAAGGGACAAACUCUACUGCAAGAAAAAGAAGAGAAACUCAACCAGCUGCAGACGUCACUGACUGAAGAGGUGUCGUAUGAGGGUGGCGAGAGAUUAGCUGAUCGGAAAGUGACGUUUGAUGUGACGGAGUCUGAGAUGAGCAGUGUUUACGGACCAGAGGCAACAGUUCCAGUGAAAGUGCAGCAGUUGGCCGAUUCUCUACAGCUGAUCUCGGGUCAGUUAAACUCUGUUUUAGGAGCUUUGGGUUCACUGACCCACAAACAGACUCCGCCCACUCUGAUCCCUCCUCUACAGUCCAGUCCCUCGUGGGCGUGGCCUGUGAACCCCGCCCCUUCCCUGUCCAAUGGCCACACACACGUGCUGCAGAAUUGCUGGAGCGGCCUGAACACAGAAACCAGCAGAACCCAUGUGAGCUACUCAGGAUACACACCGUUAAGUCUGUCGUCUCUGCGUCCGUCAGUAGAGGUCGAAGGUCAACGGCUACAGGGACUCAUUGAAGUAAAUAAACGCUGGCUGGAAGCUCAACGGAAAAACCACAACAUUCCUUUGUUUCCAAACUUCAGAACAUCGUCCUCCAGCGGUGGGUUAGUUCAGCUCAGCCUCGACGACAACAACCAGAUUAAAGUUCAUCAUUACUGAAGCAGCUCAAUCUGCCCUUAAUAAAUACACUAAAGGAAAUCUGAAAGCAGCUUGUGUUCUCAGGACAGCUAAAGAUCGCCUAUUGUGUUUUCAUGUGUUUUUAAUGUUUUGUUAUUUUAGAAAUAUACAUUUUACCUUCUUGGAAGCUUUACAAAAACAGGUGUUUUAUAAACUUUAGGAAUUUAAUUCUACUGUGAGUUUUUAUGGUUUUAUAGUUUCACGAUCAGACAGAUUUGUUGUAGCUUUGUGCAAUGUGCAUAUCUCAUUUGUACAAUAUUUUUGUAUACUUAAUAAAAUGACUUUAUGAA